GCGAGAUUGGCUAGGAAGGAGCUGGGAGCGGGAUCGUUCAGUUUAGACUUGGGGGGCUUUGUACAGAGCGAUCUGAUAAUAAAACCUUCAAGAUGGACAGCAUGGAUGAUAAUACAACUGUUAUUUCUACUUUGCGAUCUUUCAAUAAAUUUCUUUCGCAACCACUGGAUACUCCUCCACAUAAUCUCAGUGCAUCCUCCUCUGCCGGGUCUUCGCUACAGAUGCAGUUUCAGCAGAAAUUUUUGCUUGAAGACCAGGCAGCUCAGAUCCGUACAAAAACACAGUUAAUUCAAGUGGAGCGCGAGAAGAUGCAGAUGGAUCUGAGCCACAAGCGGGCUCGUAUUGAACUUGAGAAAGAGGCCUGUACUAAUGCCAAGAAUUUUGAGCGUGAGGCUGAUCGAAAUCACAAGCUCCUAAGCCGCAUCAAGGCACUGGAGGAAAAGGAGACGGAUUUCCAGAACCGACUGCAGGAGCAGAACGAAAUGAUGAAAUCUUUUAAGAAAAGCUUUGAAUCACAGAGCAAGAAGACGCUGGAGAGGGAAAACAAACUGUCUGAGGCCAAUGAGACCAUAACUAUUUUAAAAGGGAAAGUGACUGAUCUUCAGUGGACCGUAAAGAACCAAGAAAUCCAAAUAAAGACACUGGAGAUGGAGAAGCAGGAAUUUUCCGAACAGCUGGAAGUUCAGAGCAAGAAAUUACAAGAAGGUAUCCAGAAAGCGCGAGCGUUUCAGGAGCUCGAGGUACUGAAUAUGGAUUUGGAACAGAAAAUCAAGGACUUGGAACAGAAACUGUUUGCGCAGGAACAGGACGCAGCAAUUGUGAAGAGCAUGAAAUCGGAGCUGUCCAAACUCCCAAAAUUGGAACGGGAGGUAAAGCAACUUCGGGAGGAAAAUGCAUAUCACAGAGAAAUGAAGGAAAAUAAUGCAUUACUGAAGGAAGAAGUUGAGAGUUUGCACAGAAAAUUGGAACGAUACGACCGAAUGAAGGAGGAGCUGGUGGCUUUAGAGAUCGAAAAAGAUAAACUUUUGAAGAAGCUGAAAGACUGGGAGAGUCUGGAGCUAACUGGUUUAAACAUAAAAACUCCAGAUGACCUCUCCAAACAAAUUCUUGCCGUGCAGGAACGCGAGAUCAAGUUAAAGGAGGAGAACUUGAAAAUCAUGAGCAGUGCACAGAAAUUGGAAACUGCAUGGAAGACCUUGCAAGAAGAGCUUCUGAAAGUCCAGAACAACUUCCUGGAAGAAAAGAAGAAGAGGGAACAACAAGACUCGCUAGUGCGACGUCUCCAAAAACGGGUUCUGCUGCUUAGUAAGGAACGGGAUGGAAUGAGGGCAAUCCUAGAUUCCUAUGACAGUGAAUUCACCACAUCGGAACACUCUCCACAGCUCAACCGCCGGCUACGUGAAGCUGAAGAGAUCUCGCAGAGGGUCCAAGCUCAGAAUUCUGAGAUGGAGGCACAGUUAUCCCAGGCCUUGCAAGAAAGUGGGAAUCAGAAACAGAGGGCUGAAAUGCUAACUGCAGAACUCAAACUCAUCAAGUCCCAGAUGGGGAUAUCCGACCCAAGCAAUUCAAUUACAAGCGAGACUCUAAACUCACUCAGGAUGAAAAUCGAGGAGCUGGAAGCUGAGCGUAGUAAGUUGGAAGAGCAGAACCGAAUCCUUGAGAUGAGGUUGGAAAGAGUGAGUCUUCAGGGUUGCUAUGACCCAAGCAAGACAAAAGUGAUCCAUUUGAGUCUGAAUCCUGCCUCUAAAGCCAAACAGCAGCGUAAGGACAGCAUGCAGCAUCUCCAGGAGGAAUGUGACAAGCUUCGAGAAAUUGUGAGGAUUUUGGAAGGUGGAGUGCAAAUCCCAGACAAGUUAGAGACUACUGCGGUUUUCCAAUCAUCACAAGAAAUUGCAGAGUUGAAGAAGCAAGUCGAGAGUGCAGAAUUGAAGAAUCAACGACUGCGAGAGGUGUUCCAGACAAAAAUCCAUGAAUUCCGAACUGUGUGCUACAUGCUGACUGGUUACCGCAUCGAUAUAACCACCGAGAACCAGUAUCGUCUCACAUCCAUGUACGCAGAGCACAAAGAAGACAACUUGCUUUUUAAGGCGGCCACCUCAGGAGGGAAACUGCAAUUACUAGAAACAGACUUCUCUUUGACCCUGCGUGACUUUAUUGAUCUCCACCUUCACCACCAGAACAGUAUUCCGGCUUUCCUCAGCGCCGUCACGUUGGACCUCUUCAGUCGCCAGACCUUUGCAUAGAAAUAUCCCAGAUUUUGUGUCAUUCAGCCCAUGACUAAUGGGGCACAUGGCCAUAUACCACUCAAUUAGUUCUAACCUAUUCUGACUGUUAAACACACUGGAUUUCUGUACAGGCAAUGUGGAUCGAAUGGAGCGUUUUUAGAAGUCACAUGACUUUUUGAUGAUGGACAAUCACUCCAACAUCAGUAAAUAUGUAGGGAGGGGUAACUUCUUUGAAAAUGAAUUCUUUAAAGUUUAUCUGUCAUGCAAAACAGACAUGGUCGUUCUUGAAAGAUGAUGCAUUUUAUUUCUGCAUUGUGCUAGCAAAUGUAUAGAUCAAACAUCACUUAGUACAGCAUUUCACAGCUUAUAUCUUUUGCCCUCAAAAUAAUUAAAUUGAUUUGUGAACACUUUGCCCUAGAGACUGACCCAGGGGCAUUAUUUAAACAUACAUGGCACAAUAUAGUGGCUGAGAAGACAAUUCUAGGUCAAAACAGAAUUGGAGUGAUACAUUUGCUAUUACAUUCAGUAGCACAAUAUAUGCAUUGAAUGUUAUUGCCUGCCUGGCGUUGUGAUAUUGAGGUAGUGGGUAGUGUCUUUUCCCUCCUUGUGUGGCCAUGCCGAGUUUUACUUCUUAACUUCAUUCAAUGACUGUUAACCCUUUGCUACGCCUGCUCUUGGAAUUAAGGCUUCCUGUGACGUAAAGGUCCCCAACAGCUGCUGGCCACCACAGACCUAGAUCACGUUUGCCACCAUAAAUAUGUCCAUUUAUUGUGUUACUACACAACAUGUGAAACUAAAUUGUGGCUUACAAUAUUACAUUUAUACUAAAUGCAUGAGCCUACUGCAUUCUA
Pelobates fuscus (common spadefoot toad) is the source of this 3076-nucleotide messenger RNA. RefSeq names its product mitotic arrest deficient 1 like 1 (gene MAD1L1). Gene Ontology annotation, biological process: attachment of mitotic spindle microtubules to kinetochore; mitotic spindle assembly checkpoint signaling. The coding region runs from base 93 to 2243 and encodes 716 amino acids. The transcript is spliced from 18 exons. The record is from RefSeq and is a predicted model, not a curated record. NCBI's taxonomy places the organism in Eukaryota, Metazoa, Chordata, Amphibia, Anura, Pelobatidae. Gene Ontology annotation, cellular component: kinetochore; nuclear envelope; mitotic spindle.